UACCGUCACCUCCUCCGGGAUCGAUAUCCGACGAAGAAGAAGAAAUCAGAGGAGAAGAGAGAAUGGCCCAUAGAAAUCUCAGAGAUGAUGAAUCCGAUGGAUCCGAUUUCCCGAUGAUCUGCGAUUCGUCUCUCAAUCCGUGCGUUCGAAUGAUGAGAGCGGAAGUGGAUAAUGAAGCUGAUACGAGCUUAACAACGCCACUUCAAAGAUUGCACAUAUCCCCCUCAAAGAGAUGGAAGGCAGCGACCAUCUGAGAUGCCCUGUCAAAACAUUAAUAGUCUUGAUUUCAGGCCUGCACGGUUGCUUGCAGAAGCUCAUGUGGUGACAUUGGAACCACCAGAGGAUAAAAGCAUCAAGACGCUUCUCGUCUAUGGACUUACCUCGAGAGUCCUGGAGCAGGACAUACGAGUCCAGUUCAGUGCUUAUGGAGAAGUCGAAUCUAUCGGAUACAUGGCCGAGAAACGCCUUGCGACUGUCACAUACACAACCCGGGAAGGAGCAGAGAAGGCCACGCAAGAGCUGUCCAUGUGGCCAUUCAUCAACGGUCAGUGGCUAAAACUCGCAUGGGCAAGACGUCGAUCUAUUCAAGAUAGGGCCGAAGCUGAGGCGUGUCCUUCUUCCUUUGGCCUGAAGCUUCAACGCUGGUUAGGCUUGCCAUCAAGAUACCACGGAAGGAAGCGACCAUAUGUGAAGCACAGUCGACCAUAUGUGUUGCACAGUCGACCAUAUGUGAUGCCCAGUCAAAACAUAGAUAUUCCUGACGACUCUGAUCAGUCUUUUGGCGAAAGCCGAGAGGUUCGUGUUCCAAGCACCGGAGCUUCUUCUUUUUUUUUCUGAACGGAAGCGUCUACGCCGGUUACACUUGCCAUCAAAAGACCACGGAAGGAAGCGACCAUAUGUGGGUUUUUCUCUUGUGGUAUCAGUGAAGUUGAAGUUGGAUGCUAAUAGACCAAACUUGCCAUUAUUUACCCAACUUGCCAACAAUUACACAAAAUCAUUUUAUACGUCAGAAGAAAUGACAUUAGAGUUAUAUAGUUGAGUUAAUUUAUUUAUUGAUAACUUGAAAUUUAAAA
Molecule: messenger RNA, 1073 nt
Organism: Thlaspi arvense
Lineage: Eukaryota; Viridiplantae; Streptophyta; Magnoliopsida; Brassicales; Brassicaceae
Source: the annotation of a GenBank genome assembly